This is a messenger RNA of Pyricularia pennisetigena, 2403 nucleotides long. RefSeq lists its product as uncharacterized. Gene Ontology annotation, cellular component: cytoplasm. The coding region runs from base 1 to 2403 and encodes 800 amino acids. The transcript has 2 exons. The record is from RefSeq and is a predicted model, not a curated record. Gene Ontology annotation, molecular function: protein binding. NCBI's taxonomy places the organism in Eukaryota, Fungi, Ascomycota, Sordariomycetes, Magnaporthales, Pyriculariaceae.
AUGACGGCGGUUGCAAGCCCUCCUAGUUUCGCCAAUAUCAACCGGCCAGCAUGGGGAUUGAAUGGUAGCUCGUCCCUGCACGCGAUGAACUCUGACGAGUCGAGGGGCGUUUUUACGCCUCGAAAAGCCUUGCAACGCACAAACUCGGCAUCUUCGGUUAGCUCCACCGCCUCGACCUCUUCCACCGGUACGGUAAUCAACGGUCACACAAAUGGAGCCCCAUCAGCGGCCGCUGGCGAUGUAAACGGCUGGAAUCGAAAGAGGGUGCAGCCAAAGGGACAGUGGUCACAGCAGCCUCAGCCGGUGAAGCCUGAAGGCGUGGAUUUUUCCCGAAUGCCUGCCAACCGGCCCGCACCAAGCGCCGUCGUCAACGGCAACGUUUCGAUGCAUCAGGCUCCGAUCAUGGGCGGCAUGCAGAGCCAGGUCGGCCAGCAAGGCAUGAUAGGACGACCAGUGGGUGAUCCUAUCGGUGUCAAUCAGCCCGUCCUUUACCUUUUAUCAUUGAACGGCACUUUCGAACGGAAGACGAUAUCGGUGCCAUUUUCCCCCGACACGUUACGCAUCGGCCGACAGACAAAUGCCAGAACCGUCCCUACACCAGUCAACGGAUAUUUUGACAGCAAAGUGCUGUCCAGACAACAUGCCGAGAUUUGGGCUGAGCGUUCGGGCAAGAUUUACAUUCGUGAUAUCAAAUCAUCCAAUGGCACUUUUGUCAACGGCACCCGUUUGUCCCCAGAGAAUCGCGACUCUGAACCUCACGAGCUACAGACCUCGGAUCACCUUGAACUCGGCAUUGAUAUUGUCAACGAGGAUCAGAAAUCUGUGGUACAUCACAAGGUCGCUGCUAAAGUUGAACAUGCUGGGUUUCUGAAUCCCACUCAUGCUUUGAUGGACAUGAGCUUUGGGGAUAUUGACCCUUCCGGUGGACACAUGAUGAUGCAACAAAUGGGCGGCAUGCCCCAAAGAGGCCGAACCGGGAGCCAACCUUCGCUCAACAAUGGGCGUAUGGCACCCAACGCUGUUAUGCCCGGCGCACAACAGAACGGGAUGAUGCAAAGAAAUGGAUACUGGAUGGGGCCCUACCCAAUGGAGACCAUCUGCAAUAGACUGGAUCAAGAAAGACGAUUGGCAAAAUCCCAGUUGAACGAACUACAAAGGACUGCCGACUUUCUCCAAGCUCUCGCAGGCAAAGACGACAUCAAGUCAUUAGAGCAUGCUGACGCUCCAGGUUCAAAGCAAGCUGUUAACAACAGUGCCGUUUUCCGCUCAGAUCCCGGAAAGGCUACGAGAUUCUCAGAGCCUCCCGCUCCCCCUCCACAACAACCUCUUCCCGAGAAGCCAGAUGCAGCGCGCUCCAAUGGAGACCCUCCUUCACUAAAGCGCGGAACGACAGAACGACCAAAACUGCCGCAGACAAGCACAUCGCCAGUCCGGCAAGAAAACUUCAGCCAGAUCAUCCAGUUGACAGAAACGCUCAACACGGCCAAGAAGGAAAUCGAGGGCCAGAGUGCUAGGAUAAGGGAUCUGGAAGAGAUGGUACAGAAGGAACGAGAGCAGCGCCAGAGUGCAGAAGGACUUGUGAAGAAGUUGGAGGAUGCAGCUGUGGAAAUGCAUGCCAAUGGCCCCACAAAAGCCGAUAUCCAGGACACACUCCUUCCAGAAACGUUCGAGCCGCCUGUAGAUAUGGGCAACAAGGCCGACUCUGACUCUCCGACAAAGCCAGAAACAACUGCGAAUCCGGAAGCAAGCGAAACUGCUGCUGCCGCCGCCGAUGCCGCCGCCGCCGCGGAAGCAGCUGCCAAGUUGCAGGAUCGCAUGGAUGAGAUAUUGAAAGAAAUGAUCAACCUUAGAGAGGAACUCGAAUCGCAGAGGGAAAGGGCUGACAAGGCCGAGGCUGAGAGGGAUGGCGACCGCCAAACCCUGGCUGAGAUGAUCAACCAACUGCGGGAAAGAGAUGAACAGAUAGCGAGGCUUGAGGCUGAGAGAAACUCUCGGUCACGAUCGAGCGCCCGUAGCAGAGGGCGUUCUGGCGCACCGAGCUCGAUCAGUGAAGACGACAUCAAGCCCGUCAUAGGAUCAUAUCCCGAGACGCCUACCAGUGCGGUAAUACCGUCUGCCUUGCCAAACAGCGGGCAAUCCACAAAUGCAUCGUCACAAACAGGUGUGAGUGACGACGAAUCGACUGCUGGUAAUGACACAGCAGCAGACAAGCCGACGCUCUCGAGGGCCAGCACGAUAACGCCUCUGUCUAAAUCGUUGGUCCCUGGAUCCUCCUCCGGUCCUAGCGAUCCCGCCAUGGCUCAAGCAGCACCAUAUGCGUCCAUGAUUGGUGUUGUCUUGAUAGGGAUGGGACUGAUGGCUUGGAUAAACGGCUGGCAACCACAGCCCCGCUUGGAUCGGUAG